AUGCUCGGACACGCUCUACAACAAGCACUAGCUCUGGCGAAACUGAUUCCAGUGGUCUUUGUGAAGGAGACAAAGUGUCCAGAGAUGAUUCCACAUGAAGAGAUCAGAGCUCCUCUUGAGCGAAGUAAUGGAUGCCUGCCACCAAAGAAGCGUGAGAUCUUGGCCCUGGAGCAGCGGCCCGUGGUUGUAGCGGCUGCAGCUCCUCCGGCGGUGGUCGCGGAGACUCUGCACACUGAGAACUUGGCGUGGCUCGCUAGUGUCGCGAGUGAACGCUGCAAAUCCAGAGACGCAGAAAGCCCCAAAUGCGUGGUGACCUCUGCCUCCUCAGCCGCUCCCGCCUCUACGCUCUCGUCCACUGCUCUGGCUGCGGUCCCUUUGGCCUCUCUGCCCACCAUGUACCCCGCCGCUCUCCAACAACAAGCCGGAGCUAUCCAACUGGCCCAACUCGCACCCAACGUCCAGUUCAUCAGCUCUGGGCCGUACGCUGGCUACAUAGCCUCGCACAUUAUCACCACCAAUGCAAACACUAUGCCCAACAGCUCAGUGGGACAGCAGCGGCAUCAAGUCGACGGCUACACGACCGCGUACAUCUCCUCAAACGCCAAACCCGAGCACCAGUUUCAGAUGGGCCUGUCCCCCUCUGAGCUCACACCCGUUACCCUUUCCGGCAGCCCACAGAUGCCUGGCCAGUACAUCCAUCUGGACAGCCGGGCUCCUCUAACCAUGAGCGGCAACGCGGUGGCAUCGCCCGCAACACAUCUCCAACUCCACCCGCACGCUGCCGUCCUGCCCCAAACCCUCACCCUCGCGCCCUCACAGCUUGUCGUCCAAUACACAGAUGGGAAGAAGCUGGAGGGGAAAGGGUUGAAUGGGGAGCUAGAAGUGGGCAAGCCUUCCAAAGCCUCUACUCAGCCAAUAAACCACCAGCCGGUUCAAAGUUACGAAGCCAGACAUAUCCUUUUGCCCGCGGACUACGGCCAGAACUCUUCUGGGCUUCAGACAUCGUUGGUGUUAGUGGCUCAACCCAACCACACCUCGGAUCAUGAACCAAACAAGAUUUCUAUCGUCCAGACUGAUAAGGGAGGUAUUUGCUUAGGGAAACCUUUGGCCAGGACUUCCUCGUUCACUCCCUUCUCGUCCGCAGACAUAAAGUCGGUCGCGCCGCACACCGUCAUCCAAACAACACUCCCGCACGAGGAGCUGCCGGCGAAUAUCUACUCCAACUCUCAACCUCCCAUUAUCGGCUACAUCACCAGCGGCAACCAGCAUGUAAGCUAUCACACGGCUUUACCCCAGCAUUUGGUCAUUCCCAGCGCACAGUCACUCCUCAUUCCGGUCAGCAGCGCCAACAACGGCACGGAGAUGGAGGGGAGCCGUGCUGUGACCGCCGCCACCACCCCGCAGAUAUCCACCGCCAUGCCCCACGCCUAUUUGGCCACCGCGCUGUCCAAGUGCGAGGCGUUGGCAGCAGACGCCAACCAAGCUGCGGCUGCGGUGGCGGUGACCCAGGUCCAAGCCCCGCCCGCUGCUCCUGCCGUCCCCUCGCCAUCGCCCGCACCUUCCCCCGCGCCCGUGUCCGUCCAGGCCUCUCCGUCCGCCACCGCUUCACCCGCCUCCUCCGUGCCGCUGCCGCCCUUCUUCAUGCGGGGUUCCAUCAUCCAGCUGGCGGACGGUGAGCUGAAGCGGGUGGAGGACCUGAAGACCGAGGACUUCAUUCAGAGCGCGGAGAUCAGCAGCGAGCUCAAGAUCGACUCCAGCACCGUGGAGCGCAUCGACAGCGGACAGACGCCAAACGCCGUCGUCAUUCAGUUCUCAGUGGGAGAGCUCAAAGCACAGGUGUGUGUGGAGGUGCUGAUGGAGUACCCGUUCUUCGUCUUCGGCCAGGGCUGGUCGUCCUGCUGCCCGGACAGAACCACGCAGCUGUUCGAACUGUCCUGCGCCAAACUGUGCGUGGGCGACGUGUGCGUGUCCCUCACCCUCCGCGGACUCAGGAACGGAUCGCUCUCGGACGGGACCAUUCUGGGCGCCAAACUCAAGAGCAUGGACCUCCCCCACAACAACAACAGCAACAGCAACCAACCCACAAGAAACAGUCAUGAUCCCACGGAGGAAACGCUUCAAACGGACAAAACCGGAGUGCAGCAAAGGCGGAAAAGACGUUGGUCGGCCCCAGAGCGAGACCAGACUGAGAAAGGGGAAGAGGAACCACCGCUGGCGUUGCCCAAACCCUCCUUUAUCCCCAAUGACAUCAAAAUCAGCAUUGAAGGACACUCCCGCACAGGAAGUGAACGCUGCUGA
Knipowitschia caucasica is the source of this 2298-nucleotide messenger RNA. NCBI's taxonomy places the organism in Eukaryota, Metazoa, Chordata, Actinopteri, Gobiiformes, Gobiidae. The record is from the annotation of a GenBank genome assembly.